This is a messenger RNA of Cuscuta epithymum, 4909 nucleotides long. The record is from the annotation of a GenBank genome assembly. NCBI's taxonomy places the organism in Eukaryota, Viridiplantae, Streptophyta, Magnoliopsida, Solanales, Convolvulaceae.
AGUAUCCUUUUUUUUGCCCUAGUUUGGAAGCUUUUCAUUUCGGGUCUCACUCGCCUCUGUGAGAUCAGCCCGAUCCACACUCUGGAAAGACACGUCAGUAAUGUCGCGGAAGAGAAACCACGGCGACGACGACGAUGAAGACGACAUCUUUUACUACCGUUAUGCCGCAGCGUCCUUACCACCCCCACCGUCCUCCUCCAAAACCCUAACCACCGCCUCGAGUACUCCUCGUGGCGGAAGCGGCCGUUUAGCCCCUUCUAAAUCAACAGUCUACGUCAGCAACCUAGAUUUCUCCCUCACCAAUUCCGACAUUCACACUAUAUUCUCUACCUUCGGCAAGGUCGCAAAGGUCACCGUUCUCAAGGACCGAGAUACCCGGAAAAGUCGCGGCGUGGCGUUCGUCCUCUUCGUCUCCCGCGAGGAUGCGGUCAAAGCUGUCAAAGGAAUUGACAAAAAACUCCUCAACGGCCGGACUCUAUCCGCCUCGAUUGCAUCUGAUAACGGCCGGGCGGCAGAGUUUAUUCGGCGGAAGGUGUACCCGGAUAAGAGUCGGUGCUAUGAGUGCGGUGAGGAAGGGCACUUGUCUUAUGAGUGCCCAAAGAAUCAGCUUGGCCGGAGGGAAAGGCCGGAGCCGUCAAAGAAAGGGCGGAGGAGAGGCGGGGUUGAUGGUAAGGAUAGAAUUGGGGAACGGGGUUGGGGAGAUGACGAGGAAGAUGAAGAAGGUAGAGGAGAGGCUUUUGAAGAGGAGAAUUGGGCUUCCAUCGUUGAUGGAGAUGCAGGGGAAAGGUUACUAAGUGGAGGGGACACUGAGGAAAUGAAGAAGAAAGUGAAAAGAGGGAAGAAAAAAGGAUAUUUUAGCGAUGAGAGCGAUGAGGAGGAGUGAUUCUCUCAAGAAUAGAUGUAGAUUAUACUUUAUAGUAGCUGAACUAGAGUGGUGAAACUUAAUGGGGGAAUCUCAGAGAAAAGGAGGAAGAUUAUGAGGAAAACAAUGAGAGUGAUGAGGGACUGAAUAAUGAAAAUGAAAAGGAUGAGGUGGCUCCUGGAGAGGAAAAACGUCUUCAACAAUAUUGAUGCUAUUAAUGAUGAUGUGACUAGUAACUGGUCAUUAUCACAACCAACCGUUGCUUGGACUCCAAGUGUUGAGUUUAAACAAAGGGUUAAUUUUUAAGGAUAAGGUUGAUCUGAAAAGGGCUAUUCAACUUUACUCUAUUAAGAGGCACCGGUGCAUCUGUAUGAAGUAGUUGAAACGAAAACAAGGAAGGUGCUUGUGGUUGGAGGCUUCAAAUAUGUAAGCGCAAGUGCCAUCAACUUUUUGAAAUAACUAAAUAUGAUGGUCCGCACCGAUGUGUGUACCGAAGUUUGAGUUGAGAUCACCCAAUGUUAAAUUCAAAUUUAUUGGCACGAGAAAUUGAAAAUGAAGUCAAAAUGGAGCCUUCCAUUACCGUGGGAGCCUUAAUAGAGACUUCAAAAGAUAAACUCUCUUAUGAUGUCUCAUAUAAGAAGAUGUGGCAUGCGAAACAAAAGGCAAUACAUAUUGUGUUUGGUGACUGGGAUAAAUCUUAUAAAGUUUUACCAAAGUUUAUUUCCACGCUUGAAAAAUGUAAUGACAUGAUUGUCGUGGAGAUUUUUCAGCGUAUGUUUUGGGCUUUUCCACAAUCUGUUGAAAGAUUCAAAUAUUGUAGACAAGUCAUUAGUAUUGAUGAGACUCAAAGGGAAAAUGUUGAUAGCUAUGGGUGUUGAUGGAAAUAAUCUACUAUCUCCUCUCUCAUUUGCUAUCGUUGAGGAAGAGUCUUUUGACAUUUGGAGAUGGUUUCUUAAGUAGUUAAUUGUCUUAGAGAGAAAGUAACUCAACGGAAAGGAGUUUGUUUGAUUUCUGAUCGUCACGUGGGAAUUACUUUUGCGGUAAAUGAUCUUUAUUCCAUGUGGCGAGAACCUUGGGGUUAUCAUCGAUAUUGCUUACGACAUAUAUGCAGUAAUUUCAAUGACAAGUUUCACAAUAAAUAGUUGAAAGUUCUUGUGUGUGGGGCAGGAAGUGCACAUCAAGUGCGGAAGUUUGAUGCCAUAAUGGAAGAGAUUGGCAACAUCAACCCUGACACUCGUAAAUGGUUGGACAAGAUUCCUCUACCACAAUGGUCAUUGGCUCAUGAUGGAGGCCAGCGUUAUGGAAUAAUGACCACCAACUUAUCUGAGGUGUUCAACAGUGUGUUGAAAGGUGCUCAGAACUUGUCUAUUACAACAUGUGUGCAAUUAAUUAACCUUCUAUAGGUAAGUUAAUUUUUUUCCAAAUGAGACAGAAUGUUGUAUACGCCACAUGUUCUUGCAAACACUUGAAGGAUAUCGGGUGAAGGCAAACACACAUGAUAUUGUUCGGUUUGAUAGAGUACAAAGAGUUUGUGAAGUAGUAACUGCCCCUUAUGGAGAGGGGAUGCAAAAAGGGCACAAUAAACAAGUAGUCCAUCUUGCUCAAAAAACAUGCAGUUGUUGAAAGUGAUAAAUUUAUAAAUUUCCAUGUUCACAUGUAAUGACAGUAUGUGGGCAGCUAACAUUUGAUAUUUGGGAGUACACUAAAGAUUAGUACACAAUUCACAACUACUCUCAAACUUGGGCCACUCAGUUUGCCCAAUCCCUCAUGAGGACUAUUAACCAGAAAAAAAUAUUCCUCAAUUGUUGUCAGAUCCUACUCGUAGGCAUUCAAAGAAAGGACGACCACAGUCCACACGAAUUAGAAAAGAGUUGGAUAUAAAAAAGUUAAAACUAAAACACGGUGUGACCUUUGUGAAGAGUCGGGUCAUGAUAGACGAACACGUAAAACCAAGAGAAACAAGUGGAUUGACAUUCACGUCUAUACUAGGUAAUUCUUAUGUUUUUAUUUUAUAUUUUGCAUUCACUUCUAUGUUUUAUUAAUACAAUUUGUUAUCCGCACUUGAUGUGCACUUCCUACUUUAUACACAACCACUUUCAACUAUUUAUUGCGAAAUUUGUCAUUGAAAUUACUGCAUAUACUCCGUAUUUCGUAAGCAAUAUCAAUGAUAACCCCAAGGUUCUCGCCACACGGAAUAAGGAUCAUUUACCGCAGAAGUAAUUCCUGUUUGACGAUCAUAAAUCAACCAAACUCCUUUCCGUUGAGUUACUUUCUCUCUAAGACAAUUAAAAAACCAUCUCUAACUGUCAAAAGAUUCUUCCUUAACGAUAGCAAAUGAGAGAGGAAUUAGUUGAUUAUUUCCAUCAACACCCAUAGCUAUCAACAUUUUUCCUUUGUAUCUCCCAUACAAAUGAGUUCCAUCAAUACUAAUGACUGGUCUACAAUAUUUGAAUCAUUCAACAGAUUGUGGAAAAGCCCAAAACAUAUGCUGAAAAAUCCCCACGACAAUCAUGUCAUUUCAUUUUGCAAGCGCAAAAAUAAAUUUGGGUAAAACUGUAUAAGAUUUAUCCCAGUCACCAAACACAGUACAUAUGUAUUAUCUUUUGUUUCGCAUGUCACAUCUUCUUAUAUGAGACAUCAUAAGAGAACUUAUCUUUUGAAGUCUCUAUUAAGGCUGCCACUGUAAUGGAAGGCUCCACUUUGACUUCAGUUUCAAUUUCUCGUGCUAAUAAAUUUGAAUCUAACAUUGGGUGAUCCUGACUCAAACUUCGGUGCACACAUCGGUGCGGACCAUCAUAUUUAGUUAUUUAAAAAAGUUGAUGGCACUUACGCUUACAUGCUCGAAGCCUCCAACCGCAAGAACCUUCCUUGUGUGUCACGCACUUCAAUGCGCACACAUUUGUUUUCGUUUCAACUACUCCAUACAUGUGGUACAUCUUAAUAGAGUAAAGCUGAAUAGCCCUUUUCAAUUAGCCUUAUCCUUAAAAAUUAACUCUUUCUUUAACUUAGUAUUUGGAGUCCACUCAACGAUUGGUUGUGAUAAUGACCAAUUACUAUUGACAUAUCCAUGUUUUUCUCUCCAGGCGCCUCAUCAUCAUUUUCAUUUUCAUUAUUCAGUUCCUCACCACCCUCACCAUUUUCCUCAUAAUAUGCUCGAAGACUCAAUAUCUUUCAUCUGUUUUCGGUAAGAUGAGUUCUGUAAUCUGGUGACAUUUUUUUGCUUUUAGGCCUUGGGUAGAUGUGAAUGAUUUUGAACUUAGUGAUUUUGCUUAUGUUGGGAGCCUUGUCACCUAGAAUCUUAAAUGAUUCAAUGUAUGAUUCAUGAUUAUGAUGAGUAAUUUUCCUAUUGUAAUUGCAUACAUUUUUUAUUGAUAUGUUUUUAUCCACAUGUCAUAUGUUUUUGUAUUUUUAUUAUUUUAUGUUUAAUCAAUUCAAGGAUGGCAUGUAAAAGAAUUGAAGUAAAAGAACAUUUGAUUUAUCUUUUUCAUCCUCUCCUGUAAUCAUGUGUUCUAAGGAGAUUAUGCAGAGUCAAUAAAAUUUAUCACCAUCUUCAAAAGUUUCAACAACCUUUUGUGUUUCUAAAUUUCUCGCGUGGAAAAAAACGUCAAAUAGGCUUACUUAUACUAAUGCAAUUAUGACAAUGAACUCUCAUACUAUAGAAUGCAAACCACCCAAGUUGUUGAUGUGGAUUCCAUGUAGCAACCAAUUUUUUCUCGUUCCCCAUCAACCUCAUGACCCGACUGAACAUCCUUUCUUGACGUCGUGCCUUGCAUUACCACAAGUCCACAAAAUUGAGCAGCAAAACAAGCGAGAAACAAGUAGUCCGGGUUUGAAGUUUUACCUUUUCCAUCACCGAGAAGCCACACAGUGCACCCAACAUCAUUCCUAUUCGUGGCUCCUAUUUCUCAGACAAAAAGUCAAAAAUCGCUUCAGCCUUCAUCAUGCCAAACAGUCACACGACUUCCCUUCACCCAAACACAACUCAUCACCACCCAACAUGGCCAACCCCAAUGACCUCCUCAUCGCCUUAAACUCGUACCACCAAAC